GAAGAAGAAGUAGAAGACGACAAACAGGCGGUCAGAUUUAAUUCUUCGUUCCUCUAAAAGUGAAUUUAACUAAAGAAAGAAGAAAACUACAACACUGCUGCUUCAACCCGCGGACACAUUACACAAACUGGAUGUGAGUUCAGGACUAAAAAGUGAAAGUUGAAGCCGAUUUCGGAGAAGUUAGCGGAGGACGGAGGAGAGAGUUUCCCGCUACGCGUCCGCCAUAUUGGGUCGGGCAAGACUCACCUUUACACAAUCCGCUCGGACACAAAAUGGCUUCCAGAUUAGAGGAUGAUCUCUGCUGCCCGGUCUGUCACGACAUCUUUAAAGAUCCCGUUUUUCUGUCUUGUAGCCACAGCUUCUGUAAAAGGUGUCUGAACAAGUGGUGGACAAACAAACGGACACGUUUGUGUGCGGUUUGUAAGGCGGUAUCUUCCACCGGUUACCCACCUUUAAACCUGGUGUUAAAGAACCUGUGUGAGGCCUUCUUGUUGGAGAGAGACCAGAAAGCUUCAGAGGCUCUCUGCAGUCUGCACUCGGAGAAACUGAAACUCUUCUGUCUGGACGAUCAGCAGCCAGUUUGUGUCGUCUGCAGAGAUUCAGAAGAACACCGCAGCCACAGAUUCAAACCCAUCUAUGAAGUUACACGACCACAGAAGAAGGAACUUGAGGAAACUCUGGAACCCUUAAAGGAGAAAUUAAAGGUUUCUGAACAAGUUAAAGUGAAGUUGAAUCAAACAGCAAAACACAUUAAGGUCCAGGCCCGACGCACAGAGAGGCUGAUUAAGGAGCAAUAUAGUAAGCUUCACCUGUUUCUACAAGACGAAGAGGAGGCCAGGCUGGCUGCACUGAGGGAGGAAGAGGAGCAGAAGAGUCGGAUGAUGAAGGAGAAGAUUGAGGCUCUGAGCAGAGAGAUAGCAGCUCUUUCAGACGCAGUCAGAGCCACAGAGGAGGAGCUGAGAGCUGAAGAUGCCAUAUUUCUGAUCAACUACAAGGCUGCAGUGGAAAGAGUCCAGCAGCGCCCCCUGCUGGAGGAUCCACAGCUGCCCUCUGAAGCUCUGAUAGAUGAGGCCAAACACCUGGGCAACCUCAGCUUCCACAUCUGGAACCAGAUGAAAGAGAUGGUCUCCUACAGUCCUGUGAGUCUGGAUCCAAACACUGCUCAUCCAGACCUCAUCCUUUCUGAAGAUCUGACCUCUGUGAGAGAAGGAGAGGAACAGCGACUUCCUGACAAUCCAGAACGGUUUGAGUGUUUACCCGUUGUUCUGGGCUCUGAGGGCUUCAACUCUGGGACUCACAGAUGGGAUGUCGAGGUUGGAGACAGUCCAGUCUGGUCUCUGGGCGUGUUAGCAGAGUCUGUGCAGAGGAAGGGAGAUAUACAGUCUGGAUUUUGGGGAAUCGGGUUCCGUAAAGGUAAAUACUCAACAGGACCAACCACCAUCCUCAGCUUCCAGGAGAAGGUCCAGAGGAUCACAGUGAAUCUGGACUGGAACGGAGGAACGCUGUCGUUCUCUGAUCCUGAUACUAACGCACACAUACACACCUUCACACACUCUUUCACUGAGAGGAUGUUUCCGUACGUUAACAGCUGGGAUAAACUGAAGAUCGUACCACUGAAGGUCUGUGUGACUCUGGAGCAGAAAGGUUAGAGAUGAAGAGGAUGAUGGCCCAAAUAUUCGACUAUUCGGAUUUGUUCUUAAGUUUUCGGUUUCCAGUUUUGGGAUUUGAUAGAUUAUAUUUGAAUGAUGUUGUUUAUUAGUGCUGCCCACCCAAAAACCUUGAGUCAUCAAUCGAGAAGCCCCCCAAGUUGACUCACAUCUUGUCGUCGAGUCUCUGCUCUUUUGUUUUUUUAGCUGCCUCGUUGCACACACAGCGACUGCAUGGCAGCGUGUAAACAAACCAGAGAGUGACCACAAACCACAGAACUGACUCUCACUGAAGCUGAACCGUUAUUGAACCCGACGGUGGUUCAACUUCCUCUCCUGCACAUUUUAUUACUGAACUAUGAGCAGGACGAACACUUUUUACUGUGUGGAAAUCUGAUGUUUUCACAUAUCCCAGAUGACGAAAAAAAGACAAUAAAAACAUGAGACUGCAGAAGCUGCUGAUGUAGGAGUUCGAACUGGAGGAGAAAAAUAUACAGAAGAACCAAAAUCUGAUUGCACUGACACAAUUGUGAGUGGGACACAACCCUAUUGUUUAUUUCUUAAAGGGGAAAGUCGCUGCAGUUAACCUGUUGGGUUGAAUCGUGUCUCGCUAUCUCAUUAUGUUAUUAUCUAAUUAUUCCAAAGAUGUUUGUUUUGGUUUCAGUUAUUAGUUUAAUUAUUAGCUUUUGUCAGGUUUUUUGUGUGCACAAAUAAUUUCACUUGUUUCACUUUGUUUCUGAUCUUCUUUAGAAGUUUGGUUUGGUUUUUUUACUGAUUUUGUAUCAGGUUCAACUGUAAAUAAAGAGCAGCCGCCGCUUUGUGGAAGCUGAUGGAUACAAAUGAAUGAAUCAAUUCAUCAACAACUGCAUGUUUGAGCUGGGAAUCAUUGUUCUUGUCCACAUUAUAAAGUUCCCAAACAUUAACCUCAAUGUUACAGUUAGGAAA
Dicentrarchus labrax (European seabass) is the source of this 2591-nucleotide messenger RNA. Its product is annotated as zinc-binding protein A33-like. The transcript has 2 exons. The coding region runs from base 273 to 1649 and encodes 458 amino acids. Gene Ontology annotation, molecular function: protein binding; zinc ion binding. The record is from RefSeq and is a predicted model, not a curated record. NCBI's taxonomy places the organism in Eukaryota, Metazoa, Chordata, Actinopteri, Moronidae.